AUGGUAACGGAGUCGUCGAUCAUUCCCGGCCUGACGGACGACGCAGCGGAGCUCUGCCUCUCGCGAAUCCCUCGCUCCAGCUUCCGGAUCCUUUCUCAGGUGUGCCGGAGAUGGAGGUCAUUCCUCAGGAGCGAGCAUUUCACUGUCGUUCGGAAACUGACCGGAACGGUAGAGGAGUUCCUUUGUGUUCUCAUGGAAAGCCAGUGUGGCAGAGACGUCUACUGGGAAGUUUUCGACUCCUCCGGGAACAAACUGGGACAGAUCCCUCCCGUACCUGGUCCUCUUAAGCGCGGUUUCGGCGUCGCUGCGCUCGAUGGCGGGAAGAUCGUGUUCAUCGGAGGAUACACGGAGGUCGAAGGCGGCUCCGGGAUCAACAGCACCACAGUCUCUGCUUCGUCCGAUGUUUACGAAUUCGAUCCUGCUUCUAACAGGUGGAGAAAGCUAGCGAGCAUGAACAUAGCACGUUACAACUUUGCAUUUGCUGAAGUGGGAGGGCUCUUGUAUGUGGUUCGAGGCUUUUCAACAAAUGCUUAUAGCCUUUUCAACGCAGAAGUAUACAACCCAGAGACUAACCAAUGGAGCCUUAUGGCUUGUCCAGACCGAGUCUUCUGGCGUGGAUUUGCAUUCUCCUUUAACUCCAAACUCUACGCUCUAGGGAAUGGGGCGAGGUACAUGGACAUAUAUGACCCGAAGACGGAGACGUGGGAAGAGAUAAACACGGAGCAGUUGUUGUCGGUUUACUCCUACACUGUGGCGGGGAACAAAGUGUAUUUCAUGGACAGGAACAUGCCGGGACGUCUGGGAGUGUUUGAUCCGGAGGAGAAUUCGUGGAGCUCGCUGUACGUGCCUCCGAGACAAGGAGGUUUCUGGUUCAGAGUCGGAGUAUGGAAUGAUAAGGUUGUGCUGUUUUCAAGGGUUUGUCGAUAUGAGACGUUAAUAUACUACGACCUCGAUCAACAUAGACGCCCCAACUGGAGAGUUUGUGAUCAGAUUAAACCCUCUGCUUCUCACUUGAGCAGUGUUGUCAUCAACUUUUGA
Messenger RNA from Microthlaspi erraticum, 1038 nucleotides. NCBI's taxonomy places the organism in Eukaryota, Viridiplantae, Streptophyta, Magnoliopsida, Brassicales, Brassicaceae. The record is from the annotation of a GenBank genome assembly.